GCGGGCGCAGGGCGCGCGGCACUCGGGAGCCGCCGGGACCGCCCUCCCCCCCCUCCCUGCCCAGGCGGGCGGGGACCGGGGCGGCGCGGGGCGGGCAGAGCCGCCUGGCCCCUCCCCUCUGCCGCCCUCCCCAAAGUUGCCGACUCCCCUGGGGCCGGACGGUCUUAUGAUCCGGCGGAUCCUCCUGGGGAGGCCGGGCCGGGGAGCGGGUUCGGGCGCCGAGCGGCGGGGCCGGCAGGCGGGCGCGGCGAGCCGGGCCAGGGCGGGGAACGGGGCGGCGAUCGAAGCGGCGGCUGCUGCGCCCCGGGCCCGCCGCACCUUCCCCUCCGGUCAGGGGAACCGCUGCAUGGGGCCGGAGGGGCGGCCCUGCUGCGCCGAGCGGCGGCGACGGCGGACCCCCCAGGCGGGCCGGGGCUGAGCCCGGGGCCGGGGUGGGGGCUCCGGGGGGACCAUGCCCCGAGGCCGGCCGGCCGCAGCAUGGCUCACGGGCCCGGCGCGCUGAUGCUCAAGUGCGUGGUGGUCGGCGACGGUGCGGUGGGCAAGACCUGCCUGCUCAUGAGCUAUGCCAACGACGCCUUCCCCGAGGAGUACGUGCCCACGGUCUUCGACCACUACGCAGUCAGCGUCACCGUGGGGGGCAAGCAGUACCUCUUGGGACUCUAUGACACAGCUGGACAGGAAGACUAUGAUCGUCUGAGGCCUUUAUCUUACCCCAUGACUGACGUCUUCCUCAUAUGCUUCUCUGUGGUAAAUCCAGCCUCAUUUCAAAAUGUAAAGGAAGAAUGGGUACCAGAGCUAAAGGAGUAUGCACCAAAUGUCCCCUUCCUGUUAAUAGGAACUCAGAUUGAUCUCCGAGAUGACCCCAAAACUUUAGCAAGACUGAAUGACAUGAAAGAAAAACCUGUCUGUGUGGAACAAGGACAGAAACUAGCAAAAGAGAUAGGUGCGUGCUGCUAUGUGGAGUGCUCAGCUUUAACCCAGAAGGGUUUGAAGACUGUGUUUGAUGAGGCUAUCAUAGCCAUUUUAACUCCAAAGAAACAUACAGUAAAAAAAAGAAUAGGAUCAAGAUGUAUAAACUGUUGUCUGAUUACAUGAGAAACAUCUUUAGUGGCCAAGGGAACUGUCCAUUUCUCCCAGAAAGCAUUUGAAAUGCUACAGUGAUGUACUGACCUCUGACAAUGAAGCAGUUUAACUUGAGCGGAGAGGGAACCUGUUCUCAGCAUUCUACAGAGUUCAUUGAGAAUGCUUCCUAAAGGUCUAAGCGGCAGUGAACAGCAUCUGAAGCCACAAUCUUCUAUAAAUACUUUAUUUCAACUAGAAGGUACAAUCUCUCAGGGGUUUCAUAGUUAAAAAGCUACAAUCACAUCAUGUUGAAAUGACAUUUAGAAAACAACAGUGCUGUAAAUGAACUGCCUGGCUUGGACCAUGUAACUUCUGCACAGCCCUUAUGGAAUCUGCACAGAAAUAACUUCUUUCCUUUCUCCUCUUAAUUGUUCUUGUAUGUAAGCUGCUUUCUAUUCCAGUAGAUCCAGAGUGGCGAGAUAACCAGGCCAGCCACAUAGCCAAAGGUCGCUCCAAGUGUACAGGAGAUGGGCCACACCUGAGGAAAGAAUUGAGACCUAAACCAACUGAUGCUUUAUUAUACUUGAGCACAAAUGAAGUGUAACACAAACAUUUCUAUAGUGAAGCUUAAUGUGCUUUCUUAAAGAAUGCCAAGUUUAAUAGAUUAUAACUGCGUUGAUCACGAACACUAAAAAGGUACAAAUUUUAGUUAAUGUGCAUUAAACAGUACAAGGCUUCCGGCAGCUGUAGAUUUAGUUUGAUGUUAUCCAAAUUGCAUGAAGUACAUGCUAAAGUAACAUUUUAAAAUUGGGUCAUAGUUUGCCAUAAUCCUGAACUCAGUUUAACUCUGAACUAGUUGGCCAUUUUUCUAAUUCCCACGUUGGCUGUGUACAUCAAAUGAACUAAGUGUAUAGGCUGACCAAACCUUAGAAACUUUCAGUUGUGUCAGCAGGAAGACCUGGAAUCUAAGCAUGUUAUGUGGAAUUGUGGGUGUCUGCUUCCAUAGUAAAAGUGAUAUCCACUUGGAGCUGCAGCUAGUAUAUCCACAGCAGAAGGCACAGACUAUAGCUUAUGUACACAUACAUCUAGAAUAUGAGGCAAGCAGGGCACUGCUGGCUCCUAAGACUGUUUCUCCAGCCAUGCUACAUUUCACUAAACCAGAAAUCAUAAUUUUUUUUUAAAUGCCAUAGACAGGGUAUGUAUGAAAAAUCUUGGAAACAAACUUUCAUGUUCCUUUGUAAAGCUUACUUGGUGUACUGCAGCCAUUUCUAACCCUUCUCUGGGACUAGGCCAUCAAAGUGUCCUGGAGGCAAACCAUCUUACUAAUUGGCUGGUACCUCAUUUGGCUUUCUUCUUCAGUCUGCUAUGGAUCUGCCUUAUUCUAAAUGCCAUGCAACAGACAGUAGUGUAGGCAAAGCUUCCAUGUGAACCACCUCAUGCAGUUGAGGGAAGCAUAAUCUAAUCCAUAUAUUGUUACCAGCCUUCCUUAGGUUCAAAUUUGCUGUUGCUUAAACUACGACCUCUUUGUCUUUAGCAAGCUUUUGUUAUCUUCUAUGGUUUGUGCUUUGUCUAUUGCACAAAUUGGGUAAUGGAACACUAAACAUUUAUACUUGAAAAUGACAGCCUUAAAUGUUCAUACCAGUCACAAAUCUAGAUGUACUGUCUUGCAUGUGAGCUUUGUAGGAGUUUUAAAUCUAAGCACCACACCCCCCACUUGGUAAUGGACAGUCUACUGGACAAGAGCGUUCUCUUGGAAGUGGAUGUAAUAUGUCUUCAGGCAGUGGUGGUUCACAUUAAGUAUAUCAUGGCCUUAUGUAUGCUCAAAUGGGACUUCUGUAAUUUUCCCAUUUAGUUUUGGUCUGUUUUUAGAUAGAAUUGAAAGAAUUGUACAGUCAGUUCACAUAUUAGCUAAGUUGUCAAACCUAUGAUAUGAAGGAAUCAAGACAGUAAAGUAUUAUUCAUUUGCAAGUUGCCUGUGGAGAUUUGAUGGUUUGGUUUUUUUCUUCAAAUCUACAUCUGUAAAACCCUUGACACUUGGUGUGUUAGCAAUGAGUUUAAGUCAAGGACUUUCCUGUUCCAAGAGAAACGGAUUAAGCAUCUGAACGUGCACUGGUGUCACCUCAGUCUCAUGUGUGACCAUCGGGACAACCUCGUGUCCCAGUCAUUCAUGAGCUCUUACCACUGUCUUCUGAUUGGCAGCAGGUGGACUCCGCCUUCUCCGGAUGGUAAGACCCAAGUAUGUAGACUGUUUGAACUCUAAGCAGCCGAUUACCUGAACCUGAGGUGCCUUAGGUACUCUGUUUACCUUGAUGGGGUUUGGAGUGUCCCAUUGCUUGUUAAGAACUCUUUGUGUUUGUUAUUUCUUUUUGCAAAAUCUUCUCUGCCACUUUAACCAGAAAACCAAAGAUUUGUUUUCUAUUCAUGAGCAGAUUAUAGAGACAUUGCCUUAUUUUCAGAUGCAUAUUUUCAUUAAUGGCUUAGGUUGCAGAAGAAAUUCAGAUUAAUCUCUGGAAUAACUCUUUCAAACUAGUGAAAUAUCCGGGAAAGAAAAUACUUUUCAAAAAUAUUUUAUUAACAUGAACUGUGUUAGUGAGCACACUGCUUCAAAUAAGGUCAUGUGUGAAAGAACAUACAAGAAGUUAUAACUGGUUAGUGUUUGUAUAGAAAAUUUGUUCUAAAGCUCUUUAAAUUUUUUAGGGGAAUCUUGAAAUCUAAUAGCACUUACUUUGCUAAUGUAUGCCCUUACUUUGUCCUUACAGGUACAUUGUAGCUUACCCGUGAUGAAUUAUCAUAUUUUCAAUACAUAGAGCUUGAGUUCAUGCUAUUUGUUAUGAAUUAUCUUAGUUGCUUUAGACACUGCUUCUGUUUGAUUUUUAAUUAUUGGUUUUAAAUACCAAAUUAAAUGCUGGUUUGUUGGUUGUUGUUUUUAAAUGAUUGUUACUUCAACAGCAUCCCCUCCUGAAUUAUGGAGGUCAUAAUAAAAUGAGAUGCAUAGUUUACUGUUUUAUGUAAA
Molecule: messenger RNA, 4075 nt
Organism: Mastomys coucha (southern multimammate mouse)
Lineage: Eukaryota; Metazoa; Chordata; Mammalia; Rodentia; Muridae
Gene: Rhoq
Product: ras homolog family member Q
Exons: 5
Coding region: 478-1095 (205 amino acids)
Biological process (GO): small GTPase-mediated signal transduction; cortical actin cytoskeleton organization
Molecular function (GO): GTP binding; GTPase activity
Source: RefSeq, a predicted model, not a curated record